Molecule: messenger RNA, 4042 nt
Organism: Lytechinus pictus (painted urchin)
Lineage: Eukaryota; Metazoa; Echinodermata; Echinoidea; Temnopleuroida; Toxopneustidae
Product: sushi, von Willebrand factor type A, EGF and pentraxin domain-containing protein 1-like
Exons: 11
Coding region: 59-2488 (809 amino acids)
Source: RefSeq, a predicted model, not a curated record
GGAGGCCCCUACUUUUGAUGAAUGCCCGACUGACAUUGCAGUUUACACUGAGAGGAGUAUGAAUGAGACCAAUGUCCGGUGGUCUGUCGAAGCAUCAGAUAACAGUGGUAGUGACCCUCAAGUGACCUGUGACCUCUAUUCUGGGGUCAUGACCGCGGGCAUGUAUGCAGUCACCUGUAUAGCAAGAGAUGAGACCGGGAAUGAAAACAUCUGCAGGUUUUCAAUAGAUGUCAUUGUACGUAAGUGUCAAGAAGCAUAUGAGCCUCCUUUGUUUGGAACCCUGGUUGGGUCAUGUGACAGGUCACAUGGUUCUGUGUGUCACCUGACCUGUCUGAUUGGUUAUUCAUUGGUUGGUUCAUCUGAAGCAAGCUGUGAAUUUAAUGGAACAGACAUGUACUGGAACACCGAGGAAGAUCCAUUCUGUCAAGUUAUUGGAUGUGACCACUUGGUUGUAGAUUCCAGCGUUUCUGCUUCUCCCUCAUCAUGUAUAACAUCAGACAAAGUGCAUUCUGGGACAACUUGCACACUUCAUUGUGAUCUUGACCUCACACUUGAUGGGGGUCUUGAAUCUGUGACCUGCUUAGAAUCUGGUCACUGGAGCUCUGAUUUGGGUACUAUCGGUCAACUAAGAUGUCUUGAUCUCACAGCUCCAACACUCACAUCCUGUCCCGUUGAACCUAUCACGGCAAUGCGCACUGAAUUCUGGGGAGUGGAAGUGACCUUUGACCUCCCUAAUGCAGCAGACAACAUCGACAGUGAUCUUACAAUGAUAACAGAUCCCAUUGACCUAACGUCGCCGUAUAACUUCACGACCGACACCAAAUGUAGUUUCUCCUUUAGUGACCAUUCAAACAAUACAGCUACCUGUGUCUUCCAAGUUUACGUGACCAAUAAUGUUCGCCCAGUCGUGCAAUUUUGCCCACCAGACCAGAACAUCACAACUUUGACGAAGAUGACAGCGGUUAAGUGGGACGAUCCUGUGUUCCUAGCUCCUCCGGGGAUUGACAUCAUUGAGAACUGUAACCAUGGCAGCAACUCUGCUCUGCUUCCGUGGGGUCACCAUGCUAUCUUAUAUCAGGCCAGUGACGGCAUGAAUGGAUUGAAGGCAGAAUGUCGUAUCAACCUGGACAUUGAACCUGUACCUUGUCAUGAUCUCCACAUCCCUGCAAACGGUGCGUUGGCCUGCGAUGAUGGCUUUGCGUACGGACGUUACUGUACAAUGGUUUGUAACAAGGGCUAUGACAUCCCUCGUCUGAGGUCCUCCGAUUCGCCCCAGACACUCUUCAUUUGUGGCUCCUCCGGCGUUUGGUCCCCUCACUCUUACGUACCAGAUUGCUCAAGACGACGUAACCCAAGGCGAAUGAACCUUCCACUGAGCAUGAUGUACUUCGAAGGAUUAUGCGACAGUGGUGACAACCAGUCAGUGAAUACCAUAUCAGAGAAGUUUGUGAGCAUCAUCACCCAUACGGACUUUGCAGAGAUCUGCACCCUGAACCGGCUUUGCAAGGUGGACCAUGUCAGGGUCACAUGCGGACGAGGGAACGAUCGUCGGAAACGUGAUGCCAGUGCAGAGAAGUUGGGAGAGGCGUCUGGCAUUGCUGCUGUAUCAAUGGUUCUGAGUAUGGUGUUGGAUGAAGAUCUAUCUGAGAAUAAGCAAAACGAGACAGAGUUCAUGUACCAAUUAGCACGGCACAUCCAUGAACACACCCAGGAAGCUAUAUUUGGUGGCAGCGGUGGGGUUUCAGAUGAAGAUACUCAAACUGGUCCAUUGUAUGGUGUCAGGAGUGGGAUUUCAGAUGAAGGGCUUCAAGCUGAUCCAUCAUAUGGUGUCAGGAGUGGGAUUUCGAAUGCAGAGACUCAAGCUGGUCCAUUAUAUGGUGUCAGGAGUGGGAUUUCAGAUGAGGAGACUCAAGCUGGUCCUAUUUACGGUGUCAGGAGUGGGAUUAGAAGGAACUCACUGGUGUCUGCAGACAGAGACCUUGAUCUGUGGCUUGAUGAGAUCACCUCUGAAUGUGAUCCUGGAUACAUUCCAGAUCAUCGUCAUCACUCAUGCAUUGCCUGUCCCACUGGGCACUACUUCCUUCACUCAUCUGGAGAAUGUGUUCGAUGUGAAAGGGGCUUUUAUCAAGAUGAUCAAGCUCAAAGUCAAUGCAAGCCAUGUGCGGAGGGAACCUUUACCAGUGAGCCAGGAGCAAGGAGUGCUACUGAUUGUGAAGUGCAAUGUCAGCCUGGUUACUAUUCCUCAUCUGGUUUUUCUCCCUGCAUCCCUUGUGAAGAAGAUCGGUUCUUACCCCUGAGAGGUCACUCGGAAUGCUUUCACUGUCCAAAUGGACUGUCAUCUCCUAGUGGAUCAACAUCACUUCAGGAUUGUCAAGAGCCAUGUCCAUCGGGUCAUUAUUCGCCAUCAGGAUAUCAACCGUGCUUACCUUGUCCACCGGGUUCAUACCAACCAUUCAGAAAACAGAAACAUUGCACGGUCGGACUGUAAGAUACAAGACGGCGGCAUGGUACCGAAGGUGCAAAGUAUAUCAAAGAAUGCACAAUGCAGGAGUAAUAAGGGGAAGCAAUCUACCGGUGUUGUUGUUUUACAAUACAACAUACUUUUUAAAUGAAAUUUUAAAGGUGAGGUCACGGAUCAAACACAUGAACAUUGGUUUGUAAGGCUUGCGCCUAUCCUCAAGUGAAGAGCUACACAUCAGCAUUGGAAUGGACACAGUCUUCAAGUCUGGCAUACGAGCGGGGUGCUUGCACAAAUUAAGAAAUAGCAAUCUAUCGACCGGAAAUUAAGUUCAUAGUCGUAAGAGCAGACAAAAGAACAGGAAAUGACUAGGGAAUGAUAAUCUAUGGAAGUCGCAGAGGAUCCCCAUUGGCUUACAAAGGUCAAUUUACAAUAAACAAACCAACUGUUUGUAAGGGAAUGGAACUGGUAUUGGUUCAGUUCAUGUCUAAAGAGCAGUGGCUAGCAUUUUAUUUUUCAAUAAAAGAUUUCACAAUGUGACUUGUAUAAUCCAGAAAUUUUCCUCUUAAAAGAAGCAUGUACUUGUAUGUAGGAAUCAAUGUGUCUCAUGAAUGAUGCACUAGCAAGAUAUUUUCAUUUUUUUAGUGAAAAUGGCAUUUGAAAAUGAUUAUGUCACAUGACAUGUGGAUGUGUGGUGUCACAUAUUUGACAGAUACACAACUCUUGUUAUUAUUUGAUCGAUUUCUGUCAAGUCUUCACUAUUGUGUUUGUGUCAUAUUUCUGCUCAUAUUCAAAAUUAAUCAGACAUCAGGAUAUAAUAUAUUACUUUCACUUAGUGGCUAGCAUACAUCUAUUAUUUUUCAAUAAAAGAUCUCUCAAUGUGACUUGUAUAAUCCAGAAAUUUUCCUCUUAAAGAAGCAUUUCAAGCAAAUGUUUACCCUAUUGUGCAUUCAACAGGUAAAUUGUAUCUUUGUUGUACAAUGUUUGAAGUUGUCCACACUUUGGUCAAAUUAAUGAUUUGAGGACAGGUAAUAUCUUAUUCACUGUUAUGUUUGUCUCGUCAUUUCUCUUCAUAUUCAAAAUGAACUAGACAUUAGGAUGUAAAUUACUUUCCCUGUAUUUCAAAGCAAAUGUACAUGUAUGCCCCAUCAUGCAGUAUGGAUAAUGUACAAUGCAUAUUAUCUUUGUUCGAAUAAAAUUGUCCACACUUCGUUUUAAGUAGGACUAUUGAUAAUUAAUAAUUGAUAACCAGAUUAUCUGUCAUCAAAUUCACAAUCUGUUGUCAUGUUUACUGUAAAUAUCUUAUUUGUAAAUAAACUUGAAGUAUUAGCAGUAGUAGUAGUAGUAGUUGUAGAAUAACUACAAGUAGUUGUCAUAGUGUAAAUACAGGAAGCUGUAUGAGUUGCUAGAAAUAAAUAGAUUAAAAUACAUUGAAUGCAUCUUUUUAAUGAUGGUCAUUUUUUUAUGGCUUUUGUUUUUAUAUUUCAAUGUUAAAAAAAAAAUGCAAUAAACAUGUAUCAUUCAUUUUGCAAUGUACUCUACAACAAUGACAUUGAUCAAUAAAAAAGAAACAGAAAUCACUUC